Molecule: messenger RNA, 2643 nt
Organism: Acanthosepion pharaonis
Lineage: Eukaryota; Metazoa; Mollusca; Cephalopoda; Sepiida; Sepiidae
Source: the annotation of a GenBank genome assembly
AUGCUGACUAACUUUUCCCCAAGUGCCAAACAACAAAAACGGCUUCGGUUUGCACCUGUGAAAACAUUCAGUUACUCAUCAUUGGCAGGCCGUGUUUCGCACUCAAAAGACGAAUAUGUCACUCGAAACAAACCGCCUUUAACUUCGUCGAUAUGUUUCUCUCAUCAGGCUUAUUUUCGCCCUCUUUCUCUUCCCUCUUUAUCUCUCCCUCUCUCUCCCUCUUUCUCUAUCCCUCUCUCUCUCUCUCUCUCUCUCUCUCUCCGUCUCUUCAUAUCUCCUUCUCUCCCUCCUUCUCUCCUUCUAUCUCUCUUUCCAUCUCCCUCUCUCUCCUCUUUCUCUCUCCCUCUCUAUCCCUCUAUGUAUCCUUCCUUUCAUCUCUCCCUCUCUCUCGCCUUCUAUCCCUCUCUCCCCUCUUUCACUCUUCUCUUCUUACUCUAUCCCUCUCUACCUCUCUCUCCGUCUCUUCAUCUCUCCCUUAUUCUCUCCUUCUCUCUCUCUUUCCAUCUCCCUCUCUCUCCUCUUUCUCUCUCCCUCUCUAUCCCUCUAUGUAUCCUUCCUUUCAUCUCUCCCUCUCUCGCCUUCUAUCCCUCUCUCCCCUCUUUUAACUCUUCUCUUCUUACUCUAUCCCCUCUCUACCUCUCUCUCCGUCUCUUCAUCUCCCCUUAUUCUCUCCUUCUCUCUCUCUUUCCAUCUCCCUCUCUCUCCUCUUUCUCUCUCCCUCUCUAUCCCUCUAUCUAUCCUUCCUUUCAUCUCUCCCUCUCUCUCGCCUACCAUCCCUCUCUCCCCUCUUUCACUCUUCUCUACUUACUCUAUUCCUCUCUACCUCUCUCUCCGUCUCUUCAUCUCUCCCUUCUUCUCUCCUUCUCUCUCUCUUUUCAUCUCCCCCUCUCUCUCCCUCUCUCUAUCCUUCCUUUCAUCUCUCCUUCUCUCUCGCCUUCCAUCCCUCUAUCGCCUCUUUCACUCUUCUCUUACUCUAUCCCUCUCUACCCCUCUCUCUCUCUCCGUCUCUUCAUCUCUCCCUUCUUCUCUCCUUCUCUCUCUCUUUCCAUCUCCCUCUCCUCUAUCUCUCUCCCUCUCUCUAUCCUUCCUUUCAUCUCUCCCUCUCUCUCGCCUUCCAUCUCUCUCUCCCCUCUUUCACUCUUCUCUUACUCUCUCCCUCUAUAUCCCUCUCUCUAUCCUUCCUUUCAUCUCUCCCCCUCUCUCGCCUUCCAUCCCUCUCUCCCCUCUUUCACUCUCCUUUUCUUACUCUAUCCCUCUCUACCCCCUCUCUCUCUCUCCGUCUCUUCAUCUCUCCUUUCUUCUCUCCUUCUCUCCCUCUUUCCAUCUCCCUCUCUCUCCUCUUUCUUUCUCCCCCCUCUCUCUUCCUCUCUCUAUCCUUCCUUUCAUCUCUCCCUCUCUCUCGCCUUCCAUCCCUCUCUUCCUCUCUCCCCUCUUUCACUCUUCUCUUCUUACUCUAUCCCUCUCUACCCCUCUCUCUCUCCGUCUCUUCAUCUCUCCCUUCUUCUCUCCUUCUCUCUCUCUUUCCAUCUCCCUCUCUCUUCUCUUUCUCUCUCCCCCUCUCUCUCCCUCUCUCUAUCCUUCGUUUCAUCUCUCCCUCUCUCUCGCCUUCCAUCCCUCUCUCUUCUCUUUCUCUCUCCUCUUACUCUAUCCCUCUCUCUGUCCUUCCUUCUAUCUCUCUCCUUCCCUCCCUCUUUCCCACUCUCCCUCUCUUUCCCUCACUUUUGUGAGUCAUUCGCUCACCAUAUUCCUCUUCUUUUCGACAUUUACUGUCCAAUGGAUCAACACUUGGACUCUCUCUCUCUCUCUCUCUCUCUCUCUCUCUCUCUCUCUCUCUUUGUUUCUUUCUGUUUUUCUUUCAGUUUUUUCUUCAUUUUUCUGCAGUUUUUUUCUUUAAGUUUUUCUUCAGUUUUGUCUUCGCUUUCUUUCUUUCAAUUUUUCUUUCAGUUUGUCUUCAGUUUUUACUUUCAGUUUUACUUCAGGUUUUUCUUUCAGUUUUUUCUUUCGGUAUUUCUUCAGUUUUUCUUUAAGUUUUUCCUCAGUUUUUUCUUCGCUUUCUUUCAAAUUUUCUUCCGUUUUUCUUUCAGUUUUUCUUCUUUUUGUCUUCAGUUUUUCUUUCAGUUUUACUUCAGGUUUUUCUUUCAGUUUUUAUUUUCAGUAUUUCUUCAGUUUUUUCUUCAGUUUUUCUUCAGUUUUUUUCUUUCUGUUUUUUCAGUUUUUUCUUUUCCUGUUUUUUUCAGUUUUUUCUAUUUCUCAACUUACGGUUUCUUUUCUUUCGGACACACGCAUUCCUUUUGGUCACGAUUGAAUAGUUUGCGAUUGAAACACUCUCUCUCUCUCUUCUUUUCUUUCUCUCUCUCUCUCUCUCUCUCUCUCUUUUCUCUCUCUUUCUCUUUUCUCUCUCUCUCUUUCUUUUCCUCUCCUUCAUCUUUUUCCAUUCUUUCUUCUCACGUUUUUCUUUUCCUACGUGUUCUUCUUUCCCCUUCCCCCAUUUAUUCGCCUAUCCUUUCACUUCUUCUUCUUCUUCUUCUUCUUCUUCUUCUUUUUAUUUAUUCUCUUUCCUUAAUCUUCCUUCCUCUAAUCUCAUUUUCUUUCUCGUUCUCAUUCCCCUUCCCACAAUUCUUUUCCUUUUUCUUCGAUACAUAA